Molecule: messenger RNA, 1929 nt
Organism: Culex pipiens pallens (northern house mosquito)
Lineage: Eukaryota; Metazoa; Arthropoda; Insecta; Diptera; Culicidae
Product: zinc finger protein 239-like
Exons: 4
Coding region: 97-1899 (600 amino acids)
Biological process (GO): regulation of transcription by RNA polymerase II
Cellular component (GO): nucleus
Molecular function (GO): zinc ion binding; DNA-binding transcription factor activity; RNA polymerase II cis-regulatory region sequence-specific DNA binding
Source: RefSeq, a predicted model, not a curated record
AGUAUGGUCAACGGCAACUGUUGCUCGUAAAUAAUUUCCAGAAUUUUCAACAGCUUUAAAAAAAAGUUAUUUAAAAAUACAAAGGUUCCUCCAGGAAUGACCUCCAAAGAGUGCCGGCUCUGCCUGCGGCACGAGGCCAACUGUGUGUCCCUGUUUGCUAAGCGUCGCGGGACAAAACUUGCCGAAAUUGUUCGGUUUUGUGCCAGGGUUGAGAUUUCCGAAGACGAUGGCCUGCCGGGGGACGCCUGCCCAAGGUGCGUGGAUGAGGCCCUGAACGCGUACCUGUUUGUAAACAAAUGUCGCCGGUCCGACGCCGAGCUGCGAACCGAACAAGCCUUCGCCAAGGAUGGCUUCGAUGAUGACGCGACAAGCGAAAACCCCACCAAUACUGAGCAAAAGCCAGUUGUGGAGGCAAGCUCGGAGAGUGCGCCAAAAUCUACCGAAGAGCCAGAGGAAGCGCUCGCAGAUAUGCCCGAAGAUGCCUCAAAGUUCUCCCCAGUGGCUCAACAGGUUGAACACGUGGAGUCGGAAUCGUGCGAAGUGCAGGUGAAACUUGACAUCGAACUUCCCAGUGUUCAUAACGAGCCUGUUGAUGAGCUAGAAUGCGUUCAGACGGAAGAUGAGUUCGUUACGACUGAAGAAGAGGCAGAGAUGAUUGCGGAACCUUCGGACGCAACGGUGUGCAUAAAGCAGGAAGAAUUGAACGAAGUUUCGGCAGCUGAGGGUGAAGAGGAAGAGGUGGAUUUCUUUGUUGAGUACUUGGACGAAAAUUCCGAAUCGGUUGCUUCUCCGAACAAUGAUGAAACCAUGGUGGACGAUCAAUAUGAGGAUGAGGAUGGAGUUGAGAUGGAGGUUCAAGAAACAGUAAGCGUUACGAGCACAACUCGAAUUUACCACUGCUGUGGAGUUCGCUGUCGAGCAUCUUUCAACACUGCGGAGGAGCUGGACGAGCACUCGAUUCAGGUGCACCUGCCCUGUCGAGAACCCGCCAGUUCGCAAAAGUCAUUUGAAUGUCAACGUUGCUUCGCGAGAUUCAGCACGGAGAAAAGUCUUGCGUUGCACACCCGAAGGCUGAACGACUGUCCAUUUUGCCAAGAAACGUUUGCCAAAUUCAAAGAAAAGCAAGUCCACAUGCUACAGGUCCAUGGAGAGUCGAUGCCGGUCACAGCGAGUAAUUCCGAGGAGCGUAUCUGCUGCGGUUGCCACGAAACGUUUGCCAGUGAAGCGGAACUCCGUGCCCACAGCGAAAGCCAGCACGCGUUGCGGAAAGGAGCUACCGACGAGACGCGAUCGCUUCAGUGUACCGUCUGUUACAAGCUGUUCCGCACGGUGGAGAGCUUACGGAUCCACCAACGGUUCGUGUACAGACCGAAGAACUUCGUCUGCGACACGUGCGGUCAGGCUUUCGACACUCGCUCGAAGCUGAUGACGCACGAGAUCGUACACACCGAUCAGCGCGACUUUCAGUGCGACAAGUGCGACAAAUCGUUCAAAAAGAUUCACGCCCUGCGCAGCCACCAGCUGCUGCACGAAGAGAAGAAGGAGGUUUGCCGCGAGUGUGGCCUGCGGUUCCACCGGAAGUCGAACCUGAAGAUGCACAUGCGAAAACAUCAGGAUACCUUCUUCUACGCCUGCCCCGACUGUCCCAAACAGUUCAAGAACAACUCUCACUUGAAGGAGCACUACAAGGUCCACUCGAAGGAAAAACCGUACCAGUGCUCGUUUUGCGAGCGCACCUUCAGCUACUACAGCGACCGGAAGCGGCACGAAAUGAGCCACACCGGGGCGUACCCGUUCGAGUGUGGCAGCUGCGCGAAGAAGUUUGCCCGGAAAACGCUGCUGGACAAGCACUCGCAGGUGUGCCUGGAGCGAAGCUCGAUGCAGGAGUUGACGGAAUGAUGGUGAGUCGGGGAAAUAUAUCGCUUAACU